CGCAGGACGCACUUUCAGUUACUCUGCAGAAGGUUUCACUUGUUUCUCGGAACUGCUGGGUGCUGGAGCUUCAGAGGAAACAUGGCUGGGAGUAUUUGGCUCUUGUUGAGCUAUUUGUUGUUUGCUCUCCAGCUUGGCGCAGAAGGGACGCAGAGAGUUUACUACAUUGGGAUCAUUGAAGAAGACUGGUCUUACGCACCUAGUGGAAAAAACCUACUGAACGGCAAACCCAUCGUAGAGGACGAACAUGCAUCAAUUUUCCUGGAAAGAGGGCAACAUCGCAUUGGCAGUGUCUACAAAAAAGCAAUGUACAGAGAGUAUACGGACGCCACCUUCAGCCGCCAGGCACCUCGUGAGGAGUGGCUUGGUUAUCUGGGACCCAUAAUACGAGCUGAAGUUAAUGAUGUCAUCAAAAUUCACCUGAAAAACUUUGCUAGCAGGAGCUACUCUAUUCAUCCACACGGGCUGUUCUAUAAGAAAGAUGCUGAAGGUGCUCUAUAUCCAGACAAUACAUCAGAUGCUUUAAAGAAGGAUGACUCCGUCCCUCCAGGAGGCAGCUUUACUUACAGCUGGGAGGUUAAGCCAAGGUUUGCCCCCACAACUGAUGAUGCCAACUGCCUGACCUGGGUCUAUCACUCACAUGUCAAUACCCCACAUGACAUUGCUUCAGGCCUUAUUGGGCCUCUGAUCACAUGCAAAACAGGAAUUCUGAAGAAUCUUGGCAGCCGGGUUUCGUCAUUUUCAAAGUCGGCCAGGAAUGAUGUCGACCGGGACAUUUACUUGAUGUUCAGUGUGGUGGAUGAAAACCUGAGCUGGUAUCUAGAAGACAAUAUAAAAAAAUGUCUUGAUCCAGAAGGAGUCACUGUAGAUGAUCCAGACUUUGAAGAGUCUAACUUGAUGCACGCUAUAAAUGGGUACACAUAUGGUAAUCUGCCUGGCAUUGAGUUAUGCCGACACCAUGCCACAGCCUGGCAUUUGUUUGGUAUGGGUAACGAAGUGGAUAUUCACAGUGCUUUCUUCCACGGAAACACCCUGCUGAACCGUGGUCAUCGCACUGACACUAUCAGCCUAUUUCCAGCCACAUUUGUUACUGCAACAAUGGUGCCCAAAGUAAAAGGAAAGUGGCUGCUGAGCUGCCAGGUUAAUGACCAUUUACAAGCUGGCAUGCAGGCCUUUUACAAAGUGAAGGCAUGUGACUCUUCAUCAGGCGCUCCAAUAUUGACAGGUGUUGUGAGGGAAUUCUUCGUGGCAGCAGAGAAGGCAACAUGGAACUACGCUCCCUCAGAAAAGAAUUUGUUUAACAACGAAUCUCUUACUGAAGCAGACAGUGCAUCAGAGGUUUUUUUUGGCAAAGAAGGGGGACGAAUUGGUGGAAAAUAUGUAAAAGUAUUAUACAGAGCGUACACAGACAGCACCUUUUCCAAGGUCAUAACAUCACCAUCUCAUCAUGGAUUGUUGGGUCCGGUUCUGAGGGUAGAAGAGGGAGAUAUUCUCAAUGUGACAUUCCUGAACAAGGCGGAUAGAGGCUACAGCAUUCAUCCCCAUGGACUUAACUAUGACAAGCGAUUCCAAGGAACCAGCUAUGAGGAUGGUAUUGACAAACCAGGGUCAAACGUUGAGCCAGGUCAGAGAUUCACCUACUCGUGGCAGGUGCUGGAAGGCCCAUCUUCCUCUGAUGCUCCUUGUAUUUCCUAUCUGUACUACUCUGGCACGGAUCCUGUCAAGGAUACCAACUCUGGGUUAGUUGGACCUCUGCUUGUGUGCAAAAGAGGAACGCUAGGGCAGAAUGGCAUCCAGAGGGACGUGGAUAAGGAGUUCUUCCUGCUUUUCUCAGUCAUGGAUGAAAACUUGAGCUGGUAUUUGGAGGAAAACAUCAAGUUUUUUGGCACCUCAGAGACAAAUCAAGAAGACGAGGACUUUGAGGAGAGCAAUAAGAUGCAUGCUGUAAAUGGAUACAUGUAUGGGAACCUUCCUAUGCUGGAGAUGUGUGCUGGGGAUAAUGUUGUGUGGCACACCUUUGGGCUCGGCACGGAGGCAGACAUACAUGGUGUCUAUUUUGAAGGAAAUACCUUUAAGUUACAAAGCACAACACGUGACACAGUGAGCCUUUUCCCCCACACCACCGCAGCUCUCUCCAUGCGGCCAAAUAAUUACGGUCUAUUUGAGGUGAGCUGCAGAACAACAGAUCAUUUCUCAGCUGGGAUGAGACAACUUUACCGGGUGAAACCGUGCCCUUGGAAACAAAAUAAGGUCCCACACUCUGAGCCUACCAGGAUUGUGAAGUAUUAUAUCAGUGCAGAGGAAAUAGAAUGGGACUACUCCCCAACAAGAGACUGGGAACUGGAGAACCACCACACAAGCCCAGAGGAGAGUCCAGGUAAUAUAUUUGUGGGUAAAGGGGAGAACAGGAUUGGCUCCCGCUAUAAGAAGGUAGUGUAUCGACAAUACACUGACGAAACCUUUCAAAAACAGAAGACACGGCCGGACCACUGGGGCAUCCUUGGUCCAAUAAUCCAUGCAGAGGUGGGAGAGCAGAUUCUGAUUAUAUUUAAAAACAAAGCCAGUCGGCCUUAUUCCAUCACAGCACAUGGAGUUAAGGCCAGUGGUUCCCACGUUCCUGUUGAACCUGGCCGCAUUAUUGAGUUGACCUGGGAUAUUCCUGAAAGCUCUGGCCCAGGCACUUCUGAACUUAACUGCAUUUCCUAUGUCUACUUCUCAUCUGUGGACUACAUCAAGGAUCUCUAUAGUGGCCUUCUAGGGCCUCUAGUAAUAUGCCGGCCCGGGACUCUGGGGCGUGGCGAGCUGGUCGACAGACAAAGGACAGACAUAAAUAGGGAGUUUGCUCUUCUGUUUUUGGUGUAUGAUGAAAACCAGUCCUGGUACUUGGAGGACAACAUUAAAAACUAUCUUGGUGUCCAUCCUGAUGCAUUUACACCAGACGAAAACUUUGAGGAGAGUAACCUGAUGCAUGGAAUUAACGGUAGGGUGUACGGUAACCUCCAUGGCCUGGUGAUGCAGCAGAAUGAGAAAGUCAACUGGUACCUACUCGGCAUGGGAAACGAAGUAGACAUGCACACCGUUCAUUUUCACGCUGAAACCUUCAUCUACAGGACGGACCUUGUGCACCGCGGUGAUGUUGUUGAUCUAUUCCCUGGGACUUUUGCGACUGUUGAAAUGGUGGCAGCAAACCCAGGGACAUGGUUACUUCACUGUCACGUCAGUGACCACAUCCAUGCAGGCAUGGAGACCACAUAUACAAUAAAAGAGAAGUCCUUACCAGCUCCAGCAUCGAGACAUCAAAGCUCUUUCAAAACGCUGGUUUUGUCAAAUGCAUUCGGUCUACUAGCAAGAAACAUGUAUAGAUGAGAGACUGUCAAAUAAUUGUACUGUAUGUGUUAGGCAUAAAUACUGUCUGUCAUGAAGCACAUUGUUCUGAUGUCUGAAUGUUAUUUAAUUCUGUUAAAUCAUAAGUAAAGUUGUGUUUAUCCCUUGGGGAUCCUGGAGAUGUCUCUCUCAAAAUCUGAUAGAAAUAUUUUAAGGCCUUUUUUAAACUGUGCACUUUGUUCAGAUACAUAUAUUUUUUAAUCCUUUGUUGUUAUUUUUUAAGA
Cyprinodon variegatus (sheepshead minnow) is the source of this 3608-nucleotide messenger RNA. RefSeq names its product hephaestin like 1 (gene hephl1). Lineage: Eukaryota; Metazoa; Chordata; Actinopteri; Cyprinodontiformes; Cyprinodontidae. The coding region runs from base 82 to 3366 and encodes 1094 amino acids. Gene Ontology annotation, cellular component: plasma membrane. The record is from RefSeq and is a predicted model, not a curated record. The transcript is spliced from 20 exons. Gene Ontology annotation, biological process: iron ion transport. Gene Ontology annotation, molecular function: copper ion binding; ferroxidase activity.